AUGACUCGACUUUCGGCUGAUCCACACCUUGAACAUUGUCCGGAUUUCACCUCCGCUGAUCUUCAGAGCAGUCGCGCGCCUUUGCUCGGUCCUUCGACCACCGACGAACAAGCUGCGGCCAUCUUGACCACCAUCUGGACCGCCACUAAUUCAACCUUAAGGAUCCGCUGGCAGGGGCAACUUGACGCUGAUGCUCUAGCGGCCGCGGAGGAGCAAUGUAUCAUCGACGAAGCAUCCGCCCAGCGUGCGGCUGCUGAAAAGCUUCAAGCCGACCUGCUUGCUGAAGAGGACAAGAAGAAAAACCGUCUACACCAUAUUCCCAUCCCUGACCGCCCUCGUCCCACACGGGCUUCCGAAGCUAUCCUUGUCUCUGACUUCGCUCUACGUAAAUUGGACAAAGUACAAUUCAUUGAGCUUUACUACUGGACCAACAAAGGGCUUGCAGAUGCCCGGCUGAAUUUCCACACUACUGAUGACGAUAGUUUAGUACCGACAACUGCCGCAGAUGGCUCCACCACCUGGAUCGCUGCCAAUGCUGCACGUCCUGCCUCUGGCGUGAUCGCUGAUCAUCUCCUCACUCCGCUCGACUUCUCCCAUGCCAUCCCUCGCUUCAUUGCCUCUUUACAACAACGCGGAUGGGACAGCUCGCGCGUUCUUAUGUUGGCUAACUUCUUCGGGGCACUCAUGUCACACAACUAUUGGACGUCUGACAAUGCUAUUGAGCGGCGUGCUCUCCUUGCCUAUCAGGAGGAACAACGUCGGGCGUGGCAUCAAGCUAUUCCAUUGCCUGCUGGAGCAUGGAACAUCGCUCUGAUUGAUGAAGUUGAAUUGUCACGGACCUUUGAUCGUCUCUAUCACGCUGAACGAGAGCGUGCUGACUUAGACUUUGAGUUCAAGUCUGAACCCCAGGUCAUCGGGAGAGGACUAUCGCGCCUCCAAAAAGAGACCCCGCGCUUCCAUACCUUCUGUUGA
Messenger RNA from Suillus plorans, 972 nucleotides. RefSeq lists its product as uncharacterized. The record is from RefSeq and is a predicted model, not a curated record. Lineage: Eukaryota; Fungi; Basidiomycota; Agaricomycetes; Boletales; Suillaceae. The transcript has 2 exons. Bases 1 to 972 code for a protein of 323 amino acids.